UGCCAAGCUGCCAAAGUGACAUUUAUUUACAUCAAUUCAAAUAGAAUAGAAUACCUUAGACUAGACUGAGCACAGUGGCGAAAAAUUUAAAUUAUUUUUAUUUUUGAUAAUCCUAGAUAAAGAUGAGUUUGCAGAUAAUAAUUAUAAUAAUGUUAAGUACUUGCAGCAGUUACUGUAACAGCGAUUUAUUAACAGGACCAGACCCUUGGAAUUACGAAGUUGUGCAAAGACCAGAUAAACAACAAGAAACUGAUUUACCACCGGAUCUGAGAACACCAUUGAAAAAAGAAAGGCCUGCUGAAUCAAAAUUUGCCUAUGGAGAAUGGUGGUUUAAACGAUUACUCGCUAUUGUGCUGAAAAAUGGACAAUUCCAGGAAAAUGGAGAGGGCAUUGUGGAUAUCUCUCUACAAAUGAGAUUCGAGCCUGAUAGAUGGCAAGUACUAGAUGAGUACCUAAAAUCAGAAUCUCCCUUGUCUAAUGAUAAGUUUAGACGUUCAGUGGGAUUUGUUGAAGAUGCUAUUUAUAAGCCAACUAUUACUGACAAAAUUGUAAUGGCAUGGAGUGAUUACAUUCAAGUAUAUCUAAUGGAAUAUAAGACAUAUAUUACUCUACUGUUGGGUCUUCUGGCUGCAGUUGGAGUAGUGAUGUGGCUCUGGAAACAUAUGUCUCACAAACAUGUUAUCAUCAUUAUAUUAGCCUUUUUAUAUGUCUAUGAAGUUUUUAUAUCUUAUAAAGAAGCUGAACAACAGGAGUAUGAGAAAUUUGUAUCUGCUGUCAAUACUUGCAAGUGGUACUUUUGGACCACAGAAUGCACAGUUCCACCACCAGAUCCACUAUUGUUCAUGAAACACAUGAAUCCACUAAAAAUCGCAAUCAGAAUGUUUACAUCCUUUAUAUCUGAACCUAUUAUUGCUAUUAACUCCACCAUAAAGAUCAUGCUCCAUGGUGUUACAGAUGGACUAAUGUUCCCGUUUGAUAAAAUAGUGUAUGGAUUUUCAAUAUUAGUUGUAAACAUUUCAUUAAUAUACCUUCUUGUGAUGGUUGUGUUCAAUUUUAUAUUCAAUAUUCCAUUCAACUUAAACUUCCUUGGAGUUGUUAGUGUUGGUGUUAGACAAAAUAGGAGAUCAUUAUUUUCAACAAACAGAAAUGAACAGGCAGAAAUACGAAUUAAUGAUGCAGACAGAAUAAGUGGUGACAGAUUAGACAGACUUUUAAAUGUUUGCUCCCUUGCUCUGACAAAUAUAAAUAAUGUUCCAAAUAGAGCCAUAUUAAAUGCAACAAACAACAACGUUCCAAUGUUACGAAGGUCAGCAAGCACUGGGCGUUUACCUAACUCUUCAUCAGAUACUAAUGAUCAACUGGCCAUUAACAGCAACUUUAGAAGAAGAAUAAAUGUUGGCAGGGGUGAUGGAGAUCAUUAAAAAAAUUAAGGAUACUUUUAUACACAUUAUGUUUUUAUAUAUCUAACAAUUUAAUAAGCUUAUUUCUGUACAUAGAUUACGCUUGUGAAUACAAAUAAUUGAUAAUAACUAUAAAUAAAUGCAUUUUAUUUAAUUAGUUAUAAAAAACUGCAAUUAUUUGUAUUUAUUAAUAUUCUGUGAUAAUAAAAUGUAACAUUUUAAGGGUAUUUCUUGUAUAACAGGGAAAUUUCAUUUUCCAUUGUAAUGUUCUAGUCUAAACUACAAUUUAGGUGACAUAUAUUUGCAUUUUCGUGUCAUGGAUGUAGCUAAUAUUUUAUUUCAAAUAUCUUACUCAAUAUAGAUUUCAAUAUCGAGUGUACAGUCAUACACACAAAACAGACAGUACGAGAGUAAGUAAUAUAUUCAUUUUUUAUACAGUAAAUAGCCUUUAUAUACUUCCAAUAAUAAAAUGUAAUUGUAUACUUAAAAUGAAACUCAAUCUACCUAUUCUUUGCAUGUGUUUAGUAUAUGAAUGAAUAAUUUGUAGUGGUCUAGAAUAUUAUUCUCCUGUCGAAUUUAUACUUUUUAAACGCCUGUAUUAAUAAGUCAAUGUUCUAACGUUUUAUAUGUAAUAUGUAAUAUCGGUAAACCCUAAGUUGUGAAGAAAAAUAUUGUGGAAAAAGUAUUGUUUUUUUUACAUUUUUUAUUGUUUUUAUGUGUCGAAUGAAAUAAAACUAA
Molecule: messenger RNA, 2138 nt
Organism: Spodoptera exigua (beet armyworm)
Lineage: Eukaryota; Metazoa; Arthropoda; Insecta; Lepidoptera; Noctuidae
Source: the annotation of a GenBank genome assembly